AUGGAACGUCCUGUCAAGCGACAAAGGAUCGCGCUUGACUCUCUUGGCACUGACGACGAGGACGAGGACGAGCUCGAGUGCGAGCCUAAUGAGCUCAACCAGAGGCGAGACCCUGUCUACCAGCUCGAACAAGCCAGGGCGCGUGCCUCAGAUAAGCUCAAAUCCAGAUUUGAGAGCAUAUUCUCAAAGUACGGCAAGGAUUUCACUGGCAUUGGUGACGAAAUCGACCUGAGAACCGGCCAGGUUGUCGUGGACAAUGGCCAUCUCCAGUCCAUCACAGCCGUCCAGGAGUUCGGACAAGGCGGCGAGGGCGAACAGGAAGAUGCACACUGCUCAGGAGACGACCUCAUCGUCCAUGGAAUCAGAGAUGAGGCAUUUGGGGAUGGCUCAUCAGACGUGGCGGCACGGAGCGAUCCCAAGAUUGUCGUGCAUCCAACUUCAGGUGUGGCCCCGGCUCCCCAGUCUCUGACGCCGCCAUGUCAGCCCUUUGGCCUUUGGGAGGUGCGACGGACGCAGGUCGUGGACCCUGCAUGGCGGACACCCGAACUCCCUCAGUCCGCAUUUAUGAGCACACGCUUUGUAUCGCAGGCGCAGCAGCCGAUCUUUGGCACCCGGCGGGUUACUCGCGUGACGGGCGGCCCCCUGACCAAGACCAGAGAUCAGGACGGCGAUGAAGAAGAUGUUCUCCUAGGCGCCCCUGACAAUCUACUUGGGGCCAAAGGGUCGCCCUUGAUCAAGAGUAAAUUCCCCGCCGUCGGAAGCAGCCCCGACAACGACCCUGGCUUGCAUGAAAUGAUUCAAGAUGUGAUCGAAAACAUCGCGGCUACGUCACCCUCGGCGGACCAAUCGAGAAGAAAAGUGUUGGGCACACGGCCAACUUCAAAGCCCGGCGUGAAGUCUGCCUCUUCCAACACAGACAACUACUGCAUGCAGGCUAAGGGAAAGACGAGCGAGGCGCGGUCACGCUCAGCAAGCAGUCCGAUCGCGGUCUCUCCCUGUCAGAGAGAACAAGCGCCCCGCCAUGCCAAAAGAAAGCGAGGGCAUACCGUCGCGAGGCGCAAAACAAGGCAGCCCAAGGACCCUGCCGAGCAGCAACUGGCUGGCCCAAAAGAAGAUCCAGACGCUACUGGCAUGGAGGAAGACUUUUUAGAUGUCACUGGAAACACCCCCAUCAAGCCAUCCGGGCGGACUUUUUAUGUCGAGAUCAAGGCAAGGAAGGUUGGCCAACUCGACCCGUUUGCUCAAUACCACGGAGAUCAUGGAUCAGAAACAGUCAGCAGAACCUCUCUGGGAGUUGAUGCGUCGCAUCAAGCGCUGGAGCCACCCUUGUCUAGUAGGUCUCUGGGUCUCCAGAAGCCAUGCGAGCCACCGACUGGACCUGGUGUCGUUGAGCUGGCCGCAGAACGCCUCGACCCUGGAGCCAUGGAACCAAGAACCCAAAGAGACGUAUCCCAGAGGAAGACAUUAGGUCCGGCCUCUGCCUUUGCCGGCGUGUAUGAAAUGUCUACUUCAAAGCAGAACGGCGCACCCGCAUCGACUAACUUUGGCAGCCAACCACCACAGGAAUCACAACCGAGCAUGCCGCAGAAGCCGUCCAAAGAGCAAUUCGAAAGGAACAUAGUAGAUCCAAGCUACACAUUCUCAGACGAGGAGAAUUUGUUGCCAAGGAAGAGCACCAUCCGGUGUAAGUCAGAGAGGGCAGGUGCUGCCGGCUUAGCUGCACAAGGUGCUUCACGAAAUGAAUAUAACGGGAAGGCGUCGAAAUCCCCGCCUACAUCAGUCGCGCUUGAUGCUUCGCUUCAGAGAAAACGGAAUCGAGUUGCGCGGAUAUCGCCACAGCCGGGUCCGGAGCACGAUGCAGCAGCACGUGCAACAGGAGCCUCCGGCCCAAGCCGGGAACCCCGUCCGGACCAUGUGGUCUAUGGCAGCACAUCUGACGUAGCCAAGCAUUCUUUACACCGGCGAACCCGAAGCAAGCGGCAGCGGCCAGAAGAACAAGGAUUAGAGGAGCGCGGGCAAAAAGCUACGUCAAAAGCAGAAUGUCAGCCGCUCAGAAGCCGUUGCCAGAAUGGGCCUGGUAAUGACCUUCAAGGCCUACCUGGUCUCAUAGAGGAACCGUCACCAGUCGUCGCGUCGUCGACAGCCCCCGCGGAAGAUGGAUCAGCCUCAGCAAAGUCACCGCAGACGGCCGAGUCUGCCCCACUGGCGCCAUCGACGCCUCGUCCGAAGUGCAGGCCGCGGCCUGAGAAACCUAAGGCUUCUGGCCCAGGACUCAUUUCUCUCCUGUCCGACGACGAAGAUGAUGAAGACGAGAUCUCGUUCCACCUCGCCGACUUCACGCCUUCUGGGUACCACCGCAUCCUCGCCCUGCGCCAGGACGCCGAUCCGCCUCCCACGGCAAGCGCAGGGAAGAAAAUGCGUGUGGCUAGCCUGCUCUUCGGCCCUUCCUCAUGCUCCAAGGCUGAUAAGCAUAGCACUCCAGGAUGCAGGAACAAGAACAGGGAGAGUAGACGCCGCAGCACAAAUGACCUCACAGGGGGCGUGGUCAACAGUACCCGGGCGCCGAGUCCAUCGGUUUCCGUGGUCCAGACACCUGGAGGCACGAAGAGGAGGUGCGGGGAGGGUGGUUUUAGGUGCGGGAGAGACUUCUGUUUCGCCUGUAUUAGUAUUUGA
Diaporthe batatas is the source of this 2673-nucleotide messenger RNA. RefSeq lists its product as uncharacterized. NCBI's taxonomy places the organism in Eukaryota, Fungi, Ascomycota, Sordariomycetes, Diaporthales, Diaporthaceae. The transcript has a single exon. The record is from RefSeq and is a predicted model, not a curated record. Gene Ontology annotation, molecular function: histone binding; protein heterodimerization activity. Gene Ontology annotation, cellular component: nucleus. The coding region runs from base 1 to 2673 and encodes 890 amino acids.